This is a messenger RNA of Cyphomyrmex costatus, 1735 nucleotides long. Its product is annotated as RCC1 and BTB domain-containing protein 1. The record is from RefSeq and is a predicted model, not a curated record. Bases 105 to 1721 code for a protein of 538 amino acids. NCBI's taxonomy places the organism in Eukaryota, Metazoa, Arthropoda, Insecta, Hymenoptera, Formicidae. Gene Ontology annotation, molecular function: protein binding. The transcript is spliced from 10 exons.
CCCAGUGACAUGAGAAAUCGUAAUUCGUUUAAAACGUCUAUAAUCAAAUACAAAGGAACGAAACAAAGCAUUUACAAGAAAGUAGUUUGAUUAAUUGAGACAACAUGUGCACCUCGGACCUACGUAGCUGGCCGAUUUUCAGUUUACUGGAGCCAGAGUACGUCUCGCAGAUUCAUAUGGUUGUAGUAUACGGUAACUUGGGUAAUGAGGCCUUAAUCAUGACUAAGGAUAAGAUGAUGUACGCCCUGGGUAACAAUAUCGCUGGUUGUUUGGGCAUCGGAGACACGCACGGUACUUUAUAUCCUAAGAAGGUGGAAGCCUUGUGCGAAAGAGAUAUAAGAACGUUUGCAUAUGGCAGUGGACCUCACGUCUUAGCUCUCACAAAAGAAGGAGAGGUCUAUUCCUGGGGUCACAAUGGUUAUGGCGAACUGGGAAUCGGAGCAUCAAAUCAGGUUGUCACAAAACCUGUUUUAGUGACCAUGCCUAUUCUUGAAGGUAUAGGCAUGAAACGCGUUGUUGACAUUGCCUGUGGGAGUCAUCAUUCCAUUGCUCUAACUGAGGAUGGCGAGGUGUAUGCUUGGGGACAAAAUAAUUGUGGACAACUGGGCAGCAGUAUCAGCACGAAUCAGGUCACACCUAGGCAAGUAAACUCCGUCUUGGGUGGGAAGAAAGUUGUCUGCAUCUCCUGCGGUCAGACCUCUACCAUGGUAGUCAUCGAAAAUGGUGAGGUGUACGGUUUUGGCAAUAACGGUGUCGGCCAGUUGGGAAUAGGUAAUUACGCGAAUCAGACGUCACCAUGGCAAGUCGGUUCGUUAAGAGGCAUUGUGAUAGUCAAAGUGGUUUGUGGAUACGCUCAUACGCUGGCGCUUACAGACGAAGGGAAGCUUUACGUCUGGGGCGGAAACAGUUACGGCCAGUUAGGAAUCGGCAACAAGACGAAUGCCUGUAAACCAGUCAUGGUGGAGCAUGAAAUGGGAAGGGUGUCCGACAUCGCUGCUCUGCACUACAAUCACAUAAGCGUCGCCGUUGGUGAGGGAGGACGUGUCUAUAUGUGGGGUCACUGUCGCGGUCAGAGCAUCACGAUCCCAACUGCCACUCCGUUCUCGAACGUGCACGACGCGCUUGCAUGCUACGGAUCGCCAAGCGUUAUGCAUAAACCACUGAUCCUGUAUGCGAACGAAGAGCCGAACAUAUUGCAAUGUUUGGGAUCUGCAUUUGAUGAUCCCUCUACAAGCGAUCUCAAGAUACAAGUGGAGGGUCAAUGUAUCCACGUACACAAAGCUAUCCUGAAAAUUCGCUCUUCGUAUUUUAGAACCAUGUUUCAACACGAUUGGGCAGAAAAUAACCAAAGUAUCAUCGAGCAUGAUCAGUUUUCCUAUGUUGUCUAUAAAGCUUUCCUGAAAUACUUGUACACCGACGUGAUUGACUUACCCAUGGAUAAGGCGUUAGAACUUUUGGAUUUGGCCAACGCUUACUGCGAGAGUAAUCUCAAGAAGCAUUGCAUUUGGAUGAUAAAGCAAGGAAUUACCGUAUCCAAUGUCGCCUACUUGUAUAGCAUCGCAAUCGAGUACAACGAAGAGGAACUAGAAGAAGUUUGCUUCAAAUUUGCCUUAAAUCAUAUGACGGCUGUGACACAGACGGAAAAUUUCGCCAAACUGGACGAGAAUACGCUAAAAACAUUUAUAAUUAAGGCGGGCGAAGCUGGCGUAUUUAGAACAUAAUUCAUCUAUUUACA